AAGGACGUCUGCGUCGCUGUCCUUGUCUUGACCCCUUUGAGUGAAAGUACAUCUCCCCCGUCUCUCUCUCACCCACCUCUCGCUCCUCUAGACCUUCGCAAAGGGUUUCUAGAGCUCAUCAUCUAAAAAACGUGUGUACCAUUUUGGUGCGACGACAAUGUCUUCAAUGGUGGGCAGUGGCCGCAACGGAGGAGGCAACGCCAGCAGCAAUACUUUCAGCCGGAGCAAUAGUGGACGGAGCGGAGGCAACGGCAACAACAAUGACAACUACAGCCGCCCUCAAAGCCAUAUGACGCCUAGUGAACCGUCAACAGCGCACGACGACUCCACAAGUGUUUUCUCUGGCCAAGGCGGCGCACCCUCGACCCUUGGUGGCGCCACUUCGAUUUCGGGAGCCUCGCACUAUCAAAGGAGUGGCAAAGGCAGCGUCGGCAACGCCCCUCGAUCCCCACUUGGUGUGAACGUGAAAAGUACAGCGGGCCUUGAUGAGAAUCAGUCCAGUGCCACUCUCGGAAGUAUCGCCAGCGAGAUGAUCGAGAAUCGCAACCGAGCAGGCAGCGACGGUAUUCACGGCCAGAACAAUCAACAAAAUGGUACAGUCCAGCAAGGCCGCGGCAACAAUGCUAACAACAACAACGCCGACAGAGCUCAACACCGUGAGUCGGCGACCUCAAGGUACGAAGACGCCAGCGAUGUCCUUGGCUCGACAGAGGACACGUUCGUACGUAGCGACGAGCGUGACAGGCAUGGAAUGCCCACUGCUACUCUGUCUGGCGUCCAAGAGAGCUACGACUACGAAGAUCCUCCAAGCAAGGGCCGAGCUGAUUCUCGCCGGGGCGCCGGCAUGGCCAACGCUUCGCAAUUUGAGCAGACUGACGCCGCCUCUUUCGUAGGCCAGGACCCAAUCGCUCAGGCGGGUGACUUCAACCGCGACGACGCUGACGUUGUCUUUCUGAGCUCCGAGAUGGGCUCGGGCCCCAACCGUCAGCCUGCGACUCGUUUCAAGAUUCAUUCGAUCAACCUUCACGUCCACUCGCCUGCGCUGAGUGAAAUGGUCGAUGAUCUUGAAGACAGCCAGAUGGAGUUGCAACUUGAAGAAGAUGCGGCCACUCUCAAGCUUCUUUUCGGACUCAUGUACAACCGUCCCGCACCAUCGCUUGGCAUGAACGAGUGGCAAGUUGUCCUGCGCCUCGCUCGAUGCGCGCAGAAGUACGACGUUGCCCGCGCCAAGGAGGUUGCUGCCGCCUACUUUACCGAGCAGGAGCAAUUGGGCGCUCUGUCGCCCUUUAUGACGUACGCUUUUAGCGUCCAAUACAGUGAGUCGUCCCGUAAGUUGCCCGUCAUUGCAACGAGGGCUUACCGUGACUGUGAACGCAGGGCUCCCCGCCCUGGAGGAGGCUGCUGCCGAGCGAUCGGUUCGCUAUGAUAUCCACCACCUGCCUGAGCUUGUGUUCAACAUGAUGGGCUUCAGUGCAUUCCAGAAGCUGGCCGCGUUCCACGCUCGCCGUCAGAGCCACUACAGCGACUGCCUCAAUGCGAUUGCGAUGGACCCAAAGGAGCUGGCCGACCAGUGCUACCAGACAGGCGGCGUAUGCGUUAUUGCGCCAUGGAACAAGCUCAAGAACAAGCUGGCUUGGCCUCGUCAGAUGGGCCGAGACGGCUCCAAGAAGCCUCCGGAGCCUGCCGACAUCAUUCGAAAGCUCGUUACUGAGAUUGGCCAAGUGGGUUGUAGU
Messenger RNA from Acaromyces ingoldii, 1733 nucleotides. RefSeq lists its product as hypothetical. NCBI's taxonomy places the organism in Eukaryota, Fungi, Basidiomycota, Exobasidiomycetes, Exobasidiales, Cryptobasidiaceae. The transcript has 2 exons. The coding region runs from base 158 to 1426 and encodes 422 amino acids. The record is from RefSeq and is a predicted model, not a curated record.